AUGUCGCCUCAACCACCACCCACUUCCGUCUACAAUGUCACGUUCCCGGAGCCGGGCAUCAUGCUCGUUACCAUCAAUCGCCCAUCGCAGAUGAACAGCAUUCCAAUGAGCGGUCAUCUGGAGGGGCAAACCCUCUUUGAAUGGUUCGAUGACGAGCCCUCCUUGAUUGUAGCUAUCGUGACUGGAGCGGGACCUAAGGCAUUUUGCGCUGGUGGAGACUUGAAACAGCAGCGCGAUUCUCCCUACGGUGCGAGUCCACAGCAACAGCAACCCAUGGCCCCAUCAGGUGUUGCAGGAUUGAGCCGUCGCACAGGUAAGAAACCUGUGAUUGCCGCAGUGAAUGGCUUUGCGUUUGGGGGCGGGGCUGAAAUCUGUCUGAACUGCGAUAUGGUGAUAGCUGCCAGACAAGCGAUAUUCGCUCUGCCCGAAGUGCGACGAGGUCUCUAUGCAGGGGCUGGAGGUCUAUCACGUGUUGUUCGAGUCUGCGGUCUACAGGUCGCUAGCGAGCUGGCCUUGACCGGGAGACGUAUAAGUGCAGAUGAAGCACACGGACUGGGUUUUGUCAAUGUAGUGACCGACACAGUAGAGGAAAUGAUGGCGAAGGCCAUGGCACUGGCGAGGCAGAUAGCAGCUCAGUCGCCUGAUGCUGUCCUUGUGACUCGCUCUGGCUUAAGAGAAUCGCUGGCCUGUGGUAGUGUUGAAGAAGCCUCACAACGAACGGAGCAGAGGUAUUCGCGCGCCUUGAUGACAUCUGAAAACCUGCGCAUUGGGCUAGAAGCAUUCGCAGCGAAGAAGCAGCCCAGAUGGGUGCCAUCGAGAUUGUGA
Messenger RNA from Aureobasidium melanogenum CBS 110374, 825 nucleotides. Its product is annotated as enoyl-CoA hydratase. NCBI's taxonomy places the organism in Eukaryota, Fungi, Ascomycota, Dothideomycetes, Dothideales, Saccotheciaceae. Gene Ontology annotation, biological process: fatty acid beta-oxidation. The transcript has 2 exons. Gene Ontology annotation, molecular function: enoyl-CoA hydratase activity. The record is from RefSeq and is a predicted model, not a curated record. Bases 1 to 825 code for a protein of 274 amino acids. Gene Ontology annotation, cellular component: mitochondrion.